Molecule: messenger RNA, 3745 nt
Organism: Cyprinus carpio (common carp)
Lineage: Eukaryota; Metazoa; Chordata; Actinopteri; Cypriniformes; Cyprinidae
Product: dual specificity tyrosine-phosphorylation-regulated kinase 4-like
Biological process (GO): peptidyl-serine phosphorylation; peptidyl-threonine phosphorylation
Cellular component (GO): nucleus
Molecular function (GO): protein serine/threonine kinase activity; protein serine/threonine/tyrosine kinase activity; ATP binding
Source: RefSeq, a predicted model, not a curated record
GAUGUACUGAUAGGCGUUAUUUAUUGGGGUCCCAUCGUCCGUUGACAGAUGGAAACUUAAAGAGAGAGCAGUAAACGGAUAGUGGCGAAGGCGGUGCCGUGCAUAUUCAAAGCUCGUGUCAAAGAGAAUAAACUGUGAGCGGCGGCAAGUGCACACAAAAAAACUCAUGCCUGCGAGCCGGUUGUGUUGUUGGAGGCUGAACAUUGUGCCAUAAGUGUCCUGGAUUACCACUUUAGGAGCGCCAUGACUUGGCAAACAAAUGAAGUGUGCUAGGAUGGAAGGAAUAUGUGUUCAGUGAUAGGUAAGCGCACGUAAACAAAUCUAUAUAGAGUGCGGUCAGGCUGGAAAACCUGAACAGGUGGCAUAUCUCGGGACAUACACGUCAAGUGGAGCAGACGGACAGCUUGCCUCUUUGCGUUAAUCUCCUGCUGACGAAAGCUUCUCAACCCCUCUCCGCCUCAUCGGGAAACACUUCAUUUCGCGAAGUUCUCGCUGAAUUUUUCCAGUGCUGACAGAACGGGUUCCGGUGUCUUACAGGAUUCUUAAAAUGCACAUGCAAGUUUCCUGCUGGAUUUAAUAGCGAACGUGUUCUUUCUUUCUCAUGCCUUAUGACUUGGAUGUGUUAAAUAUCCACGUGUCAAAAAGCGACAUGUUUCCUGAAAUUAAUAACAAGAAGUGUGGGACGGGAGUUGGUACUUUGCCCCAGCUAGAGGCUCCGGUCAAACAAGUUUUGGUGACCAAUGGCAAACUUCUGCAUUCGAAUGGAACCUUACCCAGUAUCGUCAAACAACUUGUGCAAAGCACUCAAGGGAAUCAGGAGGAGAGACCUAGGCCACAGUUUCCCAAUCGCUUUGGUUCGUCUGUGGAAAACCUCUCCGAAUCCUUAACUAGGAGCAUCAUCAAUAAGUUUGAGAAGAUCAGGACAUAUGAGGGACAGAGGCUGCCUAUGUCUCCCACAACGGCACUGAAGCACUUCCAGAACCAGCUAACAGAAUAUGAGAAGGAGGAGAUCAUGGACUACUCUGAGAUCUGGUAUCUGGGUUUGGACACUAAGAAGAUUGAGGGCUCCCAGGGAUCCCCACAGAAUUCAGGCUAUGACGAUGAGCAUGGCAGCUACUUAAAGGUCCUGCAUGACCAUAUAGGCUAUCGCUAUGAAGUCCUGGAGGUGAUUGGAAAAGGAUCAUUUGGCCAGGUCUUGAAAUGUUUGGAUCACAAGACAAAUGAGAUGGUGGCCAUCAAGAUCAUUCGGAAUAAGAAGAGGUUCCAUCAUCAGGCUCUUGUAGAGCUGAAGAUCCUAGAUGCCGUGCGAAGAAGAGACAGAGAUAACUGCCACAAUGUCAUUCACAUGAAGGAGUACUUCUACUUCCGCAACCACCUGUGCAUCUCCUUCGAGCUGCUAGGAGCGAACCUCUACGAGCUUAUUAAGAAGAACAACUUCCAGGGCUUCAGUCUGGGGUUGAUUCGGCGUUUUGCUCAUGCACUGCUCAAGUGCCUCCAGAUGCUGCACAAAGAGAAGAUCAUCCACUGUGACCUUAAACCGGAGAACAUUCUCCUGUCCCAGAGGGGACAAGGAAACAUCAAAGUGGUCGACUUUGGGUCAAGCUGCUAUGAGCAACAGAGAGUGUACACUUACAUUCAGAGCCGCUUCUACCGCUCACCAGAGGUGAUUCUGGGCCAUCCGUACAGCAUGGCAAUAGACAUGUGGAGUCUGGGCUGCAUUUUAGCAGAGCUGUACACUGGCUAUCCCCUCUUCCCAGGAGAGAGUGAAGUGGAGCAGAUCGCCUGUAUCAUGGAGAUUAUGGGACUUCCUCCAAAUGACUUUGUUCAAACUGCAUCAAGACGGAGGUUAUUUUUUGAUUCCAAAGGAAACCCAAGGAAUAUCACCAACAGCAAAGGGAAGAAACGUCGACCCAACUCAAAAGAUAUUGCCAGUGUGUUAAAGACCAAUGAUCCACAAUUUCUUGACUUCAUUCGGCGUUGCCUUGUGUGGGAUCCCACAAAACGCAUGACACCUGAUGAAGGGAUGCAGCACGAGUGGAUCACAGAGGGACGUCUCAACAAGCUCCAUCCUAAACCCCGGCCUAUCCGGAAAGACACUGACAACAAUUAUGAAUUCACUUACCGCAAAGCCACUUUAAACAGGACAAGCAAGGCUGAUAAAUCUGGUUCUGACGACAAACUCAAGAGGGUCAGUGACACUUCAAGUAAAGGAGGCAAGACAGCAUCAGAAGAGCGUCUGCGUCCAAUAGGAGCAUCAGCGGAGGAAGACAACAGUGAGGACACAGGCAAAAGUGUGAGCAAAGACAACAAGUCGGACUCAAGUGGAGAGCGCUCCGUUCAGAUCAUCAUCAAACCUCAGACAGGCUCAAGCACUGAUUCUUCAGAAGGACAGGAGCCUCAGUUUCUCCCUCCUAUUGUAUAACACCCCAAAGAAAAGAAUGAGUAUUCAUUGCGUAUGGUUUAUACUUCAGCCGCUUGGUCUGGACUUACCUUUUGUGCGGCUUAGACAGUUUGACUUGUUGUGUGGCAAAAAAGUCAAACAAAUUAUUAAUUUUUUUAGCAGUUUCUUACUUGUGGUCUGUAAAGUUGCGUUCACACUAGAGUUUAAGCAUCCAACAAUUAUUUUAUGACAAUUGUGGCAAGAGGAUAUAAUGCUGUAAGGCUUCUGGCUUCUGAAUAAAUCACACACUAUAAUAAAAUAAAAAUAAAAUCACAUAAAUAAACGGAGCCUCUAUUUAUAGUCUAGUGUGACCACAUCUUCACUCUCCAGUCUAGAGGAAUUAGAUUAGUGGUCAAAGAGUGGUAGUCUGUGUUUUCGACUAUUCAAAUGAUUUGAUUUCUAAGUAAAGUGAAUACUUUGGUAUCAUUUUGGUGCUUGUGAUGUAUUUUGAAAGGAUAAUUACUAUGAAAGUGUUUUUAACACUAGCAUAUUUUGCGGAGCAUCAUGCUAUGUGCAUGUUUAUUGGGUCUAGUGUGCUUUUUUCAUUUUUCUUUUCAAAUCAUCAAAGCUUUUAGCAACGUCAUUAAUAGAGCUCAAGGUGAAUUUGAGCUCAAAGCUGCUUUAUUGUGCAAUAUUACUGCAUGGAUUAACAGUGUUUGUAUGCUUUGUUGCCAGUUUUUUUUUUUUUAUUAUUAUUUCUAUGAGUUUGUAAGCUGUCGGUGCAAUAAUUACAGAGCCAAAGAGAUUAAUUAUAUAAAGUUUUGUUCUAGAGAAACACAUCCUCAGACUAAAUCUGAUGGAAAGCACACUAGAUCAUCAAAAUGUGCACAAAACCUGCGUGAUUGUAUCGAUGAUGACUGAUAAUGAUGGCAAUGUUGAUGAUGAUGGUUAUGAUUGUUAUGAUUUAGAUUUAAAGGGAAGGUCAAAAUCAUUGUAUGUUUAUACAGAAUUACAAAUACAACAUUUUCUGGAUAGUAAUAGUAUAUUUUAUUGUAUAUACAGUUCUUAAGGUAAAUACCAUGCACCCUGUGUGGAUGCCACAAAGUCAUGUAAACAUUAGACAAGGUUUUACUUGUUCUCAUUUUGUUUAUCUGUUAUAAUUGAAAAAUAGAUUUUUACUACCAUAUGCUAUCUCUCUCCCUUGUUGUUUCUUGACAGUUUUGUUUAUGGGAUUUCAGAAGAAUGUUUCGGAUCAAGGGUGUUAGGUAGAGCCUUUCAGUAUUAGAAAGAAAUAAUUUAAAUGGUCUCUUGAAUAAUGUCUGUAAAAUACUGUCAUACCUAUGACAAUAAAGAUGUAAUACCGUA